Molecule: messenger RNA, 237 nt
Organism: Rotaria sordida
Lineage: Eukaryota; Metazoa; Rotifera; Eurotatoria; Philodinida; Philodinidae
Source: the annotation of a GenBank genome assembly
AUGGAAGAAUAUAUUGAGACAUUUUCCCAACAAAUUGAUUGUGGUGAAAAAUUAACUAUAAUUAUGUCAAUUAUUCUUCCAUUUUUUGUUAUUUUUUCUUUACUUAUUUGUUGGAUUAUGAGACCUUAUUAUCCACAACAAGCAUCAAGUACAUUAAUCAUAUCGAAUCACAAUCGUCUGAUUGUCUCAAACAUUCCUAGAAAGAGACAAGUGGACAUGCUUGUACAACAGUGGUGA